Messenger RNA from Arctia plantaginis, 462 nucleotides. Lineage: Eukaryota; Metazoa; Arthropoda; Insecta; Lepidoptera; Erebidae. The record is from the annotation of a GenBank genome assembly.
AUGUCCGCGACCACGGGAGCGAUGAAAUCCUUCAAAAACAAAAGCAGUCGAGCCCAUCAUUUAAGGGCAGGACAGACGAAUCGUAUCAAUACACUGAUGGAACUUUUAGAGACGUAUAAAAUACGAAGUCAUUGUCUUUUUUGCGCGGUCGGUUUGCGCGCGCGACGCGGCCGCGGAAUACCAACAAGGUGCGCCGUCGCGCUGGAAUGCGCUGCCGCCAUUCGCGGGACGCCUGUCACACGUCGCUUGCAUCGCUACCGCUCAUCACCGCCAUCGCCGCCAGGCUGCGAUACAAUAAAACCCUCGCUCCACUCACUUAGUACACACUUUCCAAAACUAAGACUUACACUCGGCAAAAAAUGUCAUUCAAAACCACUUCUCAUCUUUCUAUGCCCAAAUUUAAGCACUCUGGUCAUUGUCGUAGAGCUCACAUCUGACUGGCAGCCUUACGGUUCGUCAUGA